Molecule: messenger RNA, 942 nt
Organism: Fraxinus pennsylvanica
Lineage: Eukaryota; Viridiplantae; Streptophyta; Magnoliopsida; Lamiales; Oleaceae
Source: the annotation of a GenBank genome assembly
AUGUCUAAAUGCUUCAGCUUAACUGCAUCAAGAAACUGGUGCCUCAGAUCCGGCUUAACCAGUUUGGGCCUCCGAUCGACUGUCACUGACCUGGGUGAUGGUACUGUAAUGCACUGCUGGGUGCCCAAGCUCCCAAAACCGACCCGACAGGAUCUGGUGCUCAUACACGGGUUCGGGGCCAACGCUCUGUGGCAAUGGUACGACACGGUCCGGCUCUUGGUGCCUCACUUCAACGUCUACGUGCCGGACCUGGUAUUCUUCGGAGAGUCAUUCACGACUCGGACGGAACGGACGGAGUCGUUUCAGGCUCAGUGUGUUAAGCGAGUUAUGGAUGCCAACUCUGUGGGGAAGAAGAUGAUUGUUGUGGGGUUGAGCUAUGGUGGGUUCGUGGCGUACAGUAUGGCUGCGCAGUUUAAAGAUUGCGUGGAGAAGGUGGUGAUAAUGUGUGCUGGGGUGUGCUUGGAGGAGAAGGAUUUGAAGACGGGGUUGUUUCCGGUGAUGGACGUGGAGGACGCCGCCAAAAUCCUUCUGCCGCAGACGGCGGAGAAAAUGAGGGAAUUGGUGGCUUACGUUUUUGUGAAGCCGCCUAAGGGAAUACCCUCUUGUUUGCUCAACGACUUCAUCGACGAAAUGUGUAUGCAAUAUAUUGAGGAGAAGAAAGAAUUGCUCCGUGCAAUUCCAAAAGACAGAAAACUUUCAGACCUUCCAAAGAUCACUCAGCCAACGCUAAUAAUCUGGGGAGAUCAAGAUCGGAUUUUUCCUUUAGAACUUGCUUACAGAUUGAAAAGGCAUUUGGGAGAAAAUGCGGAGUUAGUAGUGAUCAAGAACACGGGCCAUGCUUUCAUUCAUGAGAAAUCUAAGGAAUGCCACAAGCAUUUGAAACAUUUCCUUUUAAAUUCAAAACGUACAAAUCCAACUGCAAAUCGCCAAAACCACAGUUGA